Racocetra persica is the source of this 121-nucleotide messenger RNA. The record is from the annotation of a GenBank genome assembly. Lineage: Eukaryota; Fungi; Glomeromycota; Glomeromycetes; Diversisporales; Gigasporaceae.
UAUUCCUUUUGAGCAAAAAAAAGAGCAAGAUUUAAUACAAGAGAUUUCAAUAUCCAUUAAAGAUCAGAAUGAUAUAACUAGAAUUUUACAGAACAAUAUUUAUCAAAAUCAUAUAACUGAA